AUGGCUAGCAUCGGCACCAAUGGCACCAAUGGUGUCCAUGCCACAAACGGCACAAACGGCACAAACGGCACCAAUGGCACCAACGGCGUACACGAGGAAACAAAGCACAAGUUUGACCCCAACUUUACCGACCAUGUCAUCAACCUCAUGAGCCCCGAGACCCAGCCGCGCCACCGCGAGAUUCUCACCUCCCUCAUCCGCCACAUGCACGACUUUUGCCGCGAGGUCGAGCUCAAGCAGGAAGAGUGGAUCAUUGGCGUCAACUACGUCAACUCGCUCGGCCAGGCCUACAAGAAGAACCGCAACGAGACGUGGCGUCUCUGCGACAUUCUCGGCAUCGAAUCCCUCGUCGAUGAAAUCAACCACAAGGUCGAGUCCGCCGACGGCAAGGCGCCCACCUCAUCCUCCAUCCUCGGGCCCUUUUGGUCGCCCGACACGCCCUUCCGCGCCCUCGGCGCCAGCGUCGUCCAGGACAUGCCCCCCGACGGGCAGCUGACGCGCUUCCACGGCGUCGUGCGCGACGUCGAGACGGGUCUCGGCAUCCCCAACGCCGUCUUUGACAUGUGGCAGGCCAGCACCAACGGCAAGUACGACGCCCACGACCCGGAGAACCAGUCGCGCCACAACCUCCGCGGCAAGUUCCGCACCGACGCCGACGGCCGCUUCUGGUUCUACUGCCUCAAGCCGACCGAGUACGCCAUCGACACCUCGGGCCCCUCGGCGGAGCUGCUCCGCAUCAUGGGCCGCCACCCCUGGCGCCCCGCGCACAUCCACAUGAUGGUCACCCACGACGACUACAUUGGCGUCACCGCCCAGCUCUACCCCAGCGACGACCCGUACCUCGAGACCGACACGGCGUGCGCGGUCAAGGACGACCUGCUGCUGCAGUUCGAGCCCGUCAGGGACGAGCCCAACGGCGCCACGCUGGAUGUCGAGUACAAUGUCAACCUGCUGUCGAAAAAGUACAAGCCCGAGUCGAAUAUGCUGAUGCAAAAUGCCGACCAGGACAAGUUUUGA
Molecule: messenger RNA, 1017 nt
Organism: Akanthomyces muscarius
Lineage: Eukaryota; Fungi; Ascomycota; Sordariomycetes; Hypocreales; Cordycipitaceae
Exons: 2
Coding region: 1-1017 (338 amino acids)
Biological process (GO): catechol-containing compound metabolic process
Molecular function (GO): catechol 1,2-dioxygenase activity; ferric iron binding
Source: RefSeq, a predicted model, not a curated record